CCCCAUUAUUAAACACUAUGUUCAAAAGGCGUCGGGGGACUUCCCGGAGCCACGGAGCCCGUGUCGCGCGGCCGGCCGGCCCACGGAGCCCAUGGACCUGAGUGCUGCCGCCGCGCUGUGUCUCUGGCUGCUGAGCGCUUGCCGUCCCCGCGACGGACUGGAAGCUGCCGCGGUGCUCCGAGCGGCGGGGGCAGGACCAGCCUGGAGCCCCGAGGGUGGCGACGGCGGGCGGACGCUCGCUCCGGCUCCAGGCCCUUCAGCUCGCCAGGCCGCUGCGGUUCCCGGUCCCCGCGCUGUGCGCCGCGCUGCGGGCUCUGCCUUCAGGAACGGCUCGGUGGUGCCACACCACUUCAUGAUGUCGCUUUACCGGAGCCUGGAGGGUAGGGCUCCGGCCGCGGUCGCUUCAGGGCACGGUCGUGUGGACACGAUCACCGGCUUCACAGAUCAAGCAACUCAAGACGAAUCGGCGGCCGAGGCAGGCCAGAGCUUUCUAUUCGACGUAUCCAGCCUCUCUGAAGCCGAUGAGGUGGUGAAAGCCGAGCUGCGCGUGCUGCGCCGGAGGUCUCGGGAGCCAGACAGGCACAGUGCGACCCUCCCUCCGCGGCUGCUGUUGUCCACGUGCCGGGACGAAGCCGGCACAGCUCACCUGCUGCACUCGCGGGUCGCCGAGCCCCUGGAUGGUGCGCGCUGGGAAGCAUUCGACGUGACGGACGCGGUGCAGAGCCACCGGCGCUGGCCUCGCGCCUCCCGCAAGUUCUGCCUGGUGCUGCGCGCGGUGACCGGCUCGGAGAGCAGCCCGCUGGCCCUGAGACGACUGGGCUUCGGCUGGCCGGGCGGUGGCGACGGCGGCCGCACGGCGGCCGAGGAGCGCGCGCUCUUGGUGAUCUCCUCCCGAACGCAGAGGAGAGAGAGUCUGUUCCGGGAGAUCCGCGCCCAGGCCCGCGCUCUCCGGGCCGCCGCAGAGCCGCCACCGGAUCCAGGACCAGGCGCUGGGUCUCGGAAAGCCACCCUGGGCGGUCGCAGGCGGCGGCGGACCGCGCUGGCUGGGACUCGGGGAGCGCAGGGAAGCGGUGGGAGUGGCGGCGGUGGCGGCGGCGGCGGUGGCGGCGGCGCAGGCAGGGGCCACGGGCGCAGAGGCCGGAGCCGCUGCAGUCGCAAGCCACUGCAUGUGGACUUUAAAGAGCUGGGCUGGGACGACUGGAUCAUCGCGCCAUUAGACUACGAGGCAUACCACUGCGAGGGCGUUUGUGACUUUCCGCUGCGUUCGCACCUGGAGCCUACCAACCACGCCAUCAUUCAGACGCUGCUCAACUCCAUGGCGCCCGACGCGGCGCCAGCCUCCUGCUGCGUGCCCGCACGUCUCAGUCCCAUCAGCAUCCUCUACAUCGACGCCGCCAACAAUGUGGUCUACAAGCAGUAUGAAGACAUGGUGGUGGAGGCCUGCGGCUGCAGGUAGCAUGCGGUCUGGGGAGGGUCUUGCCGCCCAGGACCUUAGCUGAAGAGCACGUGUCAUCAGGCCGGAGGGACGGCGGACUAUGGCCACUGCCAGCACAGAGGAGAGCACACAGUUAACACUCACAUUUACACACUCCUUCACUCACACACGUCUACUGUGGAUAGCAGGCGCUGGAUGUCUUGGGCAGAGAGAUAUAAUCAGAGCCAACCUUAUUUGCUAACAUUGAUUCAAACCACUGUCCCUUUUGGGAGAGGGAGGGGCGUCUGUGUUUAUGUUGCAGUAAUUGGCACCAAAUCCAAGUAGAAAUUGGCACUAAAUCCAAGGUUAGCAUUAGAUUCUCCUUUUAGUUGGAGGCGGUGGUGUGGCCCUGCUGGGUGGCUGGAUUCCUGACAUUGGAUAUGGAAUCCUGCUACAGGGUUGUAAUACCCAGAUUCUCUGGAGGUGGGCACUGGGAAUCUUCAAAACUCAAGGAACCACUGGGGCUUGGGAGGAGGCACUCAUCUCCUAAACAAGUCUGAUGUGGUACGGUCUCAGUUUUGAAAAGGAAGCUUUACCCAAAAGAAUGUGUUGUGCUGCGCUGCAAAUGCCAAUACAGACUUUUUUUUUUUAAAAAAAAUCUAUUCCAAUUAGGAAUGUUCUGGAAUGUAGAAAGAAUCGUUUUCUCCUGAGGGUGUGUGUGAGAUGCAGGAGAGGUGAGGAACAGGAUAGGAUCUGCCAGGUUUAGAAGCAUCUAGAAGGCAGUAGUAGGAGAAAGGUAGAACACUGGCUGUAAAAGGGGCAGUGAGUGGAAGAGUGUGCCAAGAGGAGUUCCUCAGAGGCUGGAAAGAGUAUCCUGGGGCCACCAGCUUCAGCCCAGGUCCUCCAAAAGGCAGUGAGUGUUUAUGUUUCGCUAUCAAAUCUGUGGUAGCCUGUGUGUGCCUUUUACUGUGUUCGUUGCUUUUGGGGGGGGGGCACAGUGUGACAGCAAGGAGGAGUGAAGCCACACAACUUUGUCAGACAUAAACACACAGCCUGGACCUGCAGGACUAGAGGAAGCAGUUCUUGCUCAGACAUUGUGGAGCGAACAGGCAGCCUGUCUCCCAUCUCCAGAAUUUUGGUUCUGCAGAGGCGUUUGAUUCCUUGGUGCCAGUUCAUCCUUUGGAGCCUCCUGUCAGUGGCUGGGGAAACAGAAAGUGGGCUGCACCUGUUGAGAGGAGGGCUCUGAGGACCACUUUAACCGUACCCUAGGUUUUCUACUUCAGGCUUUGGGAGAGGAAUUCAUUCUGCUGUUGUCUUGAAUGCCAAGGCCCAGGACAGUUUACAGGUAUUUUAGUUCUUAGUCGAUACUCCUGAGAGACAGGAAGGAUGAAAAUUUAGAUUCAGCUAAUUUAUUUAAGAGUCUCACCAGAGUCCUUUUUCAUUUUGUAAAAUUUCCUCCCAAUGGGGAAAAUAAUCCAUGUAUAAUUUAUUCUUAAAAUGAAGACUUCUCUCCUUUUAGAAUGUGAACUGAUAUGACUGGGGGAAUCUCCGUAACCAGAAACUGCAACAAUUUCAUCAUUUUUUUCUUUUAAAUCACAAAGUGGCUACUCUUGAUAAUUUCAUUUUUUUUGGAGGGGGGUGCCUGGGCAGAAAUGUGUAUCCAGAUUUCUGGAGUCUGCCAGAGAAACCUCCCUCUUCUGUUUUAGAUGAUUUAAUAGUGGCUGUUCUCAUGUCACAAUGGAGAAUAAGAUGGUUGUAGAGCUAAAAGCUGUAUUAGAAAGUUUAGAAAAAAAAAUCAAUGAAAAUUACAUUUGACGAUUAUUUUUUGAGAAAAAUUUAGGGUGUUUACUACUUUUGUAUAGAAGAAAAACAUUUUAAUACUUUUUAAAAAAUUGUUGUGACUAGGCCAAACAAUAUUUGGGGAAAAAUAACUUGAUUUAGCUUGGUUGUUGUACAGUAGGGAAAUAUUCUUUGGUCCCCACCACCUUUAAACUUGAUGACCUCUUUCUAACAAGAAAGUGGUGUUUUGAGAGUAUUUCCCUGUGUUGAGGCUGCAGCCACAGAAGGGUAUUGUCAUUAGAAUGGUCAACUUUGUCCUCUGCCUCUGAGGCCUGAAUGAUCAGAACUUCUCCCAGGUUUCCCUCGAUCCUUUGUGGAAUUAGCAACUGUGCCCUUCUUCUGGUUCUGAUUCCUAUGGCCAUCUUCUAGAGGAUGUAUUUUAUGACCACAAAAGGGCCAACCGCAUGUGAGACAGAUGGGAUGUGGUUAAAAUAGCUUGCCAAGAGGCGGAGAAAGGCUGCUGCCUGCGCAGUUGGGAACACUCUUCAUCAUCUGCCUGUCAUCUAGGGUUUAGGAGGACUGGGUGACCAGGACAGAGCUGAGUUUGUCCCUGGCUGGGUACUGUAGUCAAGCAAAGACCAUGUCUGUUAAGGUGUCCCCUCCUCUCCAGCCUGAGAUCACCAAAGUCUCCCUUCUGAAGUAAACAGAAUUCUCCACGUUGCUGGGGAACAGUGCACUGCUACUUGAGAUAUCCUGAAGCACUACUUCAAGUGAGGGAAGACUGACAGCACUACUAAGGAAGUAGAGGCAGCCAGCUGGGCCCACAGUCCCGCCAGACACCAAGCUGGUCUGGUUUGCUGCUUGAAGCCAUAAUUUAUGGAUUAAGGUAACCCCCUCCAUUGGCAGGAAGGCAUUUUCAGGAUUCCUAGACUCUGGCCUUGUGGGAUUUGGGGUUACCAAGCAGCUGGGCUGGACCAAACAGAGAGGGUGGUCGGCUACUUAAUCUCAUUGUGAGGAAAAAUGUCUGGAGCUGCGCUGGGCUGUAGUGUUCAUGCUCAGCUUUUGCCCCCACUUUCCUGGCAUUUCUGUGCUCAAAUGGCAUGGGGUAAUAAGCUUGUGCAUUGUGUGGUAGUGCUGCCAAAGGCCAGUGGAGCUCUCUGUCCCAUGCUGACCUUCCCUGACAACCAUCAUGGCGUCAGCAGCGACAGACCCUGGAUGUGAAUCCUGAAGAGAGCCUGGGCAUACUCUGGCUGCAAAUCCUACAGGUUCUUAUCUCAUCAGCUCCUCCCAUUCAAGGCCAGCACAAGAGCGGCCAGCUGUAGAUUGCAUUCCUUCUUAAAGUACGGUGGCAUCUGGGCACAUUCUUUCCAAGAGCAUCUUAUGCCCCAAGAGGCUAGCUCCUCCUUCGAGUCCUCCCUGAAAAGGCAGUGGAAAGUAGAGAACACACUCUCAGGCCUUGAUGGUUCUUAGAGAGAGUCCUCUUGGGGGCCAGGUACAGAGAGGCAAUACCCUCUCUAAUGGACUCAGCAGCUGGGUCCGGAGGAUGGGGGGUCUGAAAGCAGUUUUCUGUCAGGGAGCAGUGGGCCUCCAUUUCCCUUUUGUAAGUGUCAGGGGUGGGAAGGGAAGAGAGGAUGUGGAGGACACCACAAAGUUGCUACAAAAUUGGCGGAGUGGGUGAGACGUCACUAGAUCUCCAUGGGGUGGUCAGCUGAUGUCUCCAGUUAGUCUUAGAGUCAAGGCUUCUGUACACCAAUGAGUCAGCUCUCUUCAUAGUGUAGCCUGGGCCCAGCUUGUAGGAGGACACAGGGGUACCAGGGCUUUACAGCACAUCUCUUGAGUCACCUGAGGCAACUCGGUCAUAGGCAGUCAUCUCCCUGCCUAGAUCUUCAGCACCUGGCCCUUAAAUGACAACUGCUCUAGUCCCAAGGUUCUAAGAUUCUUCCUAGAAAGCUGCUCAGACAUUCCAGAGCAGCUCAAAUAAUCCCAGCCAUAGCCACAUGGCCAGAGUUCUGAGGGUGUGGGCUUGUGCGCGCCUACCACCUUAUCUAAAUGCCAGCCUAUGCCAGAGCUUCUCAGACGUUGCUUCAGUUUUCUACCCAGGCUGAAGCAGGUGCAGGAGAGGCCAGGAUCUGGGCCCUGGGGUUUGGCUCCUCAGCAGCCAGGAGCUGGUCUGUGUUGGAGAAUGCGGCUACUCUGGCCACAUCCAGGCUGAGCCUGCCAGGUGACUGGGUUUUGGGGAUUGCUGUGAGUCCUCUCUGGUGACAGCGAGGGUGAGUCGUGCUCUGCUGGCGGCCCACAGGUCUUAGGUAAAGUAAAGGAGCCAAGGGUGGAGGUAGGCUGCCCUCCCAGGGUCUCCUCUCUAUGCCACGGGGGUAAGAUCUGGCUGAAGUUACCAGCAGAGUGAUUUGGGGGAAGGGGUCAGAUGACCUUACCUUCUUUUACAUGACCUGGAAAGUGGUGGCAGAGUUAAGUAUUAAGACGCACCAAAUGAGAAGAGUUCAAGAGGUUUAUCUAGGUUCUCCCCCCACCCCCACCCCCAAACUCUGCUUUUUGUAGCAAAUCCCUUUGUAGCUUUAGGCUGAAGCCAAGUUGUUUUUCUCCCCUUCUUUUGUGCCAGAGCUGAGAACAGUACAAAGAGGCACCCCAAGUGGGGCGAGGGAACCCUGUUCUUAAGACGGCCAAAGCCCUGGCUGCCGUGAGACUGGCAGUUGCUGUCUCGAGUCAGUGACUGUGAGCUCCGAGAAUCAUCAUCCAGGGACUGGGGGACGGUCUACAUCUGUCUUAACUGAGCCCCGCCCGAGUCUUCGCUGUGUUUGCAGAUAGCUUACGCUUGGCUCCAGACCUCCAGCCAGGUGGAACUGGGGCUGGUGCUUCCUGGCAGCAGCAGUGGCAGCCAUUACAUUAAGUCAACGUGACCAAUGGAAGGUGUGGGGUCACCGAAGACGAGGCUGAAUUUCAAGGCUCUCUUGCUCUGGUUGGUCAGUCGAUGUCUUUCUCUUAGCGGCAAACCUGUCACCUGGCAAUGGUCCAUGUCUCCUGCUUAGUGCCGAGCUUGCAGGCCUCCUUCAGCAUGUGAGGCAAAGCCAGGACCUGUUUCUUUCGCAUGCAUCCCUUCCAAUGGUGAGAGGGCUGGAGCAACCACAGACACUUCCUGAGACUCAUUUCUGUGUUUGGUGUGAAGGUGUGAGAGGCACACUUAGCUCAUCAGGUGAACUCCCUUCCAGAGUGGAAACUCUGCUUUCAGAGGGAGUGGUGAGAGAGAAUCUGUAGUCCAGAACUUCGUAUCCCUUUCAGUGGAUACUUUAAUAA
Molecule: messenger RNA, 6502 nt
Organism: Apodemus sylvaticus (European woodmouse)
Lineage: Eukaryota; Metazoa; Chordata; Mammalia; Rodentia; Muridae
Gene: Gdf7
Product: growth differentiation factor 7
Exons: 2
Coding region: 92-1456 (454 amino acids)
Biological process (GO): BMP signaling pathway; SMAD protein signal transduction
Cellular component (GO): extracellular region
Molecular function (GO): growth factor activity; cytokine activity
Source: RefSeq, a predicted model, not a curated record